CGAGUUCGGUAUUUUGGAGGUCUACUGUAUAGUGAACAGUGAUGACUGCCUCCCUCGAUCUUUGAUUCUGGACUUCGAGGCUAUAUGUUGGGCGUUCAUGAACAAGUUCAACGACGAGUCGCUGUGGCCCGGGUGGCACCCAAUGCGCUGGACAAACGUGGAUUGACGUAAUCAAUCAACUGAAAGCCCUGUUCACCUUUGGGGAAAACAAGCUCGCAUCCCCAUCGAUUUAUCCAUCCUCGCCCAACACCAUCAUGUCUCAAGCAAAGUUCGACAAGGCCGUCAGCAUCGUCCAGAGCCUUCCUAAGGACGGUCCUAUCAAGCCAUCGCAGAACGAGCAGCUUUACUUCUACUCAUACUAUAAGCAGGCUACCAUUGGUGAUGUGAAUACCGCCCGUCCAGGUCUGAUGGACUUCACCGGAAAGGCAAAGUGGGACGCGUGGAAAGGUGUCGAGGGGACGUCCAAGGAGGACGCCCAGGCCAAAUACGUCGAGAAACUCCUCGAGAUCUUGAAGAAGGCUGACACCGAUGAGGCCAAGGCCUUCGUCGCUGAGAUCGAGGCUGCUUGAUUUCCGGUGAAUUUAUACGCGGACUUAUGGCCCCGGUUAUGCGUCCAGUGUAAGCGCUUCGAACGAAGAUGUAUCGGUAGGAAGUUCGUGAAUGCACAGCUGUACGUUUGUAUGUUCGUUGGAUGAAAAUCAACUCUUGCUUUCAUU
Stereum hirsutum FP-91666 SS1 is the source of this 716-nucleotide messenger RNA. RefSeq lists its product as uncharacterized. Gene Ontology annotation, molecular function: fatty-acyl-CoA binding. Bases 255 to 569 code for a protein of 104 amino acids. Lineage: Eukaryota; Fungi; Basidiomycota; Agaricomycetes; Russulales; Stereaceae. The record is from RefSeq and is a predicted model, not a curated record. The transcript has 5 exons. Gene Ontology annotation, biological process: fatty acid metabolic process.